Pneumocystis murina B123 is the source of this 1215-nucleotide messenger RNA. RefSeq lists its product as hypothetical. Lineage: Eukaryota; Fungi; Ascomycota; Pneumocystomycetes; Pneumocystales; Pneumocystaceae. The coding region runs from base 1 to 1215 and encodes 404 amino acids. Gene Ontology annotation, molecular function: sphingomyelin phosphodiesterase activity. Gene Ontology annotation, cellular component: cytoplasm. The transcript is spliced from 4 exons. The record is from RefSeq and is a predicted model, not a curated record.
AUGAACAAAAAGAUUAGAGUUUUAUCAUUAAAUUGUUGGGGAUUAAAAUACAUAUCAAAUUAUCGCAAAGAACGUCUUGAUUUAAUUUCUAAGCGUAUUGCGUCAGAAGAUUAUGAUAUUGUAGGCCUUCAAGAAGUUUGGGUAUAUUCCGAUUACGAGAACAUGAGGAAUAACACAAAACACAAACUCCCUUACGGAAAAUUUUAUUUUAGUGGUAUUUUUGGAUCAGGGCUUGUUAUUCUAUCUAAAUUCCCGAUUGAAUCAACUUCAAUAUAUAAGUAUUCUUUAAAUGGUAGACCAAGUGCUUUUUAUCAUGGUGAUUGGUACGUGGGAAAAGGCGUAGCAAUGGCAACACUAUUAAUGCCUAAUGGAAAAAAAAUUGAAUUUUUUAAUACACAUCUUCAUGCAUCUUACGGAGGAGAAAAUGAUGAAUAUUUAUGUCACAGAAUAUCACAGGCAUGGGAAAUUUCGAAAUUAAUAUCAUCUGCUUUUACAGCAGGAAAAAUGAUAAUUAUUGUUGGCGACUUUAAUUCAAAGCCAGAUAGUAUUAUUUUCAAAAUUAUUUCUUUCAGUGGUUCAAUUUCAGAUUCAUGGAACAUUAACAUAGAUCAAAAUCAGUAUAAUAAAAAAGCACCAAGUCACGAAAAAAUUAUAGAAAAAUUAUGUUUUACAUGUGAUUCACCUAUAAAUACAUGGAGGAUGAAAAAAUGGAAAAAAUCACCAGGGAAAUGUGAAGCAAAAAGAUUAGAUUAUAUAUUUAUAGAUACAUCUUGGUUCAUAGUAAAAUACGUCAAGUUAGCUUUUACGGAAAUAAUACCUUCCUUAAACUGUUCAUACUCUGAUCAUUUCGGAAUUGAUGCUCUUAUUGAAUUCAUGAAUGGUCCAAACAACUCUAAUCCUAAUAAACUUAAAAUUGAAGACUUAGAAAUUAUACAGCAAGAAUUCAAUAACCAUAUUAAUCAAAUAAAAAAAUACUCUUAUUUAAAAGCUAUUUAUUUCUUCAUAUCUAUUAUUAUAACAAUUGGCUUACACAUUUCAGUCUUUUGGCCUCAUAAUAUAUAUAUUACAUUUCUUCUUUUUCUUAUUAAUAGUACUAUUUUCUUGACUUGUAUUUUUAGUCUAUUAGAAUUCAUUUUUAUAUGUUGGGAACUUCGAACACUUUCGGAAUUUCAAGAAGAAAUUUCUUUAGUAAAACAUUUAAUUUUAUUUAGUUAG